GUCACACUAAACAUAUUGCGCGAGCCCGUAAACAACGCCUCCGUGUCGAAUUUUUUUGUGAUUUUCGAAGUUUUCGUCGAUUUUGCCACAAAAUGAUAAUGAGUAAACAGCGGGAGUGGUAAUUAUAAAAUAAAUUAAUCGAAACUGUUAGCCAUGAGUUCGGAAGUACGGCAAAUUUAAUACAGAAAAGCGCGAAAAAUGUAAUUGGAAAACUGCAGCUGCAAUUGGCGACGCGCUCUUCAAGUGCUGGUUGGAGCGAGACAACGCUACUCUUUCUGUGUGUGUUGCGUGCAAUUUGUUGAUGUAGUAUUUGGUGUUGUUGUGCAGAAAUGCGGGGGAACAACAAAAAUAACUGAAAUUUGUUGUUGCGUGAUGCAAAAACGCCGGCAAAACAAACGUAAAACACAAAUUUGAUUGAGGAAAAGAAAGAAAAUAAACGCUAGUAAAGCGAAAGAAUCGCCAAAGAAUACACAACAAAAGUGGAGUGAGUUGUGCGUGUGUGCUCCUGUGAGUGUUCUUCUGUGUGUGUGUGGCGAUUGAAGGAGAAGAGAAGUUAGAAGAGAAUCAAAUAAAGCCCCAAGUAAGGCCAGAAAAAUGCAUCGACAGCGAAACGCCGCCGGAUCGUAAACGAAGUUCCCUGGCUGUCAAAUUACCGCGAAAAAGUAACUCUCACGUCAAAGCACCAGUCGAAACUCUACCCUUAAAAUGCGCCACACGACGAUAUCAAUGUGGCUUCUGGAUAUAUGCCUGAUCCAGCUGCAGCUGUUGCAACCUUCAAUUGGCAGUCAAGCUCUCUCGUUCACCCUGGAGCCGCAGGAUGCUGUUGUGCCCGAGGGCCAUUCGGUGCUGCUGCAGUGCUCCGGCAGUGCCCCUGGACGUGGCAAGGGCAAGGCUAUGCCCACUCCUGCAGCCGUACGAUGGCGGGGACCCGAUGGCCAGGAUCUGGGCAUCGUGGGGGACACGUUCCGCACGCAGCUGAAGAAUGGAUCGUUGUACAUCAGUUCGGUGGAGGAGAACCGCGGCCUGACCGGCGCCUAUCAGUGCCUCCUUACCGCCGACGGAGUGGGCAGCGUGCUCAGCCGCCCGGCGCUGGUGGCGAUUGCCCGCCAGCCGGAUCUCAACCAGGACUUCAUCGAGACGUACCUGCUGCCCGGCCAGACGGCCUACUUUCGGUGCAUGGUGGGCGAAGCCAGUUGGCAGGAGGGCGUGAGGCACUCGGUGCAGUGGUUCCGGGACGACAUGCCCCUGCCCCUGGACAAGCUGCGGAUGGUGGUUCUGCCCAACGGGGCGCUGGAGAUCGAUGAGGUGGGUGCCUCGGAUCGCGGAGCCUACCAGUGCAACGUCACCUCGGGCAGCGUUUCCCGCUUGAGCAGCAAGACCAACCUGAACAUCAAGAAAGCCUCCGAGGUGCCGGGCAGUGACCAUGCGGUGGCCCCCUCCUUCCUGGUGGGACCAUCGCCCAAGACCGUGCGCGAGGGGGACACCGUCACCCUGGACUGUGUGGCCAAUGGAGUGCCCAAGCCGCAGAUCAAGUGGCUGCGCAACGGCGAGGAGUUAGACCUCAACGAUCUCGACUCGCGCUUCUCCAUCAUCGGGACCGGAUCGCUGCAGAUCUCCAGUGCCGAGGACAUCGAUUCGGGCAACUAUCAGUGCCGCGCCAGCAACACCGUCGACUCUCUGGAUGCCCAGGCAACGGUGCAGGUCCAGGUGCCGCCCAAAUUCAUCCAGGCGCCGCGCGACAAGACCGCCCACGAGAAGGAGGAACUGGAGCUGGAGUGCGCCAUCCGGGGCAAGCCCAAGCCCAUCAUCAGGUGGCUAAAGAACGGCGAUCUCAUCACCCCCAACGACUACAUGCAGCUGGUGGCCGAUCACAAUCUGCGCAUCCUCGGCCUGCUCCACUCCGAUGCGGGUAUGUUCCAGUGCGUAGGCACCAAUGCCGCUGGCAGUGUCCAGGCAGCAGCCCGUCUACGUGUCGUCCCACCAGGAGUGAAAAUCAAACAACGCAAAUCCCAAGGCCAGUCCAUCAAGUCCCUACAAACCUCCGACAAUCCAGUAAAGCGACGCCGACUGUACAGCUCGGGGGAGCAGCAGCAGCUGCGCACCAAAUCGGGGGCCAGCCUGCGCUCGACUGAGGACGUGGACGAGGACGAAGACGAAGGCGACAUAGAUCCCAAUAAUUCGCUCAUGCUGCUCUCCAAGACCCUUUUGGACAGUCUGCAGCACACGGGUAAACUGCAUCGUCCCGAGCAGCCGCUCAACGAUCGCAACUUUGAGCGGAACGAGGCCAGCGCCUUGCGGCGGGAAAGCGGCACUGGGGACAAGGCAAACGCCAACAAUGACAAUGACGAUGACGACGAUGACGAUGAUGAGUAUGACGAUGACGAGACGAAGGAGGCACUGAUAGCUGCCUACAAGCAUGGCGAUGAUCCACAGAAAAUACUGUCCACAUGGCAGAGUAACAAACACAAGAAAUCCCAGCAGCAACAGCAGCAGAAAUUGCAACUGCCAUUGCCCCCAUCCUUCAAUUUUGCGUCCCCCCCAGAUUUAAGCGAGCAGGAAGACAACGCGGCAGCCGCCGCCGGUAGUGGAAAUGUAAAGAGUCUGGGCAGCGGACUCCUAGCCAGAUUGCCCAGCCAGCCACGGGACCUGGCGGCACAGAUAGUCAAGCCGCGCUUUGUCACCCUCAGUUGGGUGGAGCCACUCCAGAAUGCCGGGGAAGUGGUCUACUACACGGUCUACUACAAGAUGAACAACAGCGAGAGAGAGCAGAAAAUGGUGACGAAGUCACAUGACGAUCUACAGGUGAACAUUCAAUCGCUGCUGCCGGGCAGGACCUACCUGUUCCGCGUGGUGGCCAGCACGAACUUUGGCAGCGGCGAGUCCUCUGCCCCGCUGGAGGUCAGUACCCAGCCGGAGGUGAACAUAGCCGGACCCCCGCGUAACUUUGAGGGACAUGCGCGCAGUCACAGCGAGAUCUAUGUGCGCUGGGAAGAGCCAGCAGUGACCAAUGGGGAGAUACUCAAGUAUCGCGUCUACUACUCGGAGAACGAAAGCGGAGCCGAUUUGUACCACGAUAGCACCACCAUGGAUGCUCUGCUCACCGAACUGCGUGCCUACACGGACUACGUGAUCAGUGUGGUGCCCUUCAAUCGGAACGGCAUGGGUGAUCCCUCGGCCGAGAUCAAGGUGAAGACAUACUCCUCAACGCCGUCAGAGCCGCCCAAUAAUGUGACCCUUGAGGUGACCAGUUCCAGUUCCAUUACCGUGCACUGGGAGCCACCCGCAGAGGAGGAUCGCAAUGGCCAGAUAACUGGCUACAAGAUACGGUACCGAAAGUUCAAGGAUGCACCGCAGGUGAAGAGCACGCCGGCAAAUAUUCGCUACUUCGAGCUGAGCGGACUGGAUCGUAGUGCCGAGUAUCAGGUGAAGAUUGCGGCCAUGACGGUGAAUGGAUCGGGACCGUUCACGGAGUGGUAUCGCGUCAAUACGCUCGAGAACGAUCUGGACGAGACGCAGGUGCCGGGUAAACCGAUUUGGAUCAAUAUACAGCCCGGAGCGGAGAACAUUGGUCUGCACUGGGGUCCGCCGCAGCAGCCGGAGAUCAAGAUACGCAACUAUGUUCUGGGCUGGGGUCGGGGCAUACCCGAUGAGAACACCAUCGAGCUGAAGGAGACCGAACGCUAUCACGUGCUCAAGAAUCUCGAGUCCAACACGGAGUACGUCGUGUCCUUGAGGGCGCGCAAUGUGAAGGGCGACGGACCGCCGAUCUACGACAACAUCAAGACGCGCGACGAGGAGCCCAUCGAUGUGCCCGUGCCGCUGGAGGUGCCCGUGGGCCUGCGGGCCAUCACCAUGUCGAGCUCCUCCAUCGUUGUCUACUGGAUCGACACGAUGCUGAACAAGAACCAGCACGUGACCGACAACCGCCACUACACGAUCAGCUAUGGCAUCACGGGAUCGAGUCGCUAUCGCUACCACAACACCACCGAUCUCAACUGCAUGAUCAACGACCUGCGUCCGAACACCCAGUACGAGUUCGCCGUCAAAGUGGUGAAGGGACGCCGCGAGUCCGCCUGGUCCAUGUCCGUGCUGAACAGCACCUAUCAGAAUGUGCCAGUGACGCCGCCACGCGAGGUCACCGUACGCCUUGAUGAGGAGAACCCGCCCACGGUGAUCAUCCAGUGGAUGCCGCCGAAGCACACAGUGGGCCAGAUCACUGGCUACAACAUUUACUACACAACGGACACUACGAAGCGGGAUCGGGACUGGUCCAUUGAGGCCUUUGCCGGCGAGGAGACCAUGCUGAUGCUGUCCAACCUGAAGCCCUACACCACGUACUACUUCAAGGUGCAGGCACGCACCACCAAGCAGCAGGGCAACAACAAUGCGCCCUUCUCCGCCUUGGUGUCCUACACAACAACCGCCGCUGUGAUCAUGCAGGAGGCGGACACCAUUGCCAAGGGCAUCGACAACGAGAAGCUGCUGUACAUCAUUAUCGGAGUCACGUCCGUGGUGCUGCUGGUUGUCCUCUUUGGAAUACUGCUUCUGUGUCGCCGCAAGCCCCAAUCCUCACCAGAGCACACAAAGAAGAGCUAUCAAAAGAACAACUUGGGAGUGCCAAAGCCUCCAGAUCUAUGGAUACAUCACGACCAAAUGGAGCUGAAGAACAUUGACAAGGGUCUACACACAGUUACGCCCGUCUGCAGCGAUGCUGCCUCCAGUAGCGGUGCACUGACCCUGCCCCGUUCGGUGGUCCACAGCGAGUACGAGGUGGAGACGCCUGGCGGAGUACCGGGACAUGUGACCAACUCGCUGGACAAGCGCUCCUAUGUGCCCGGCUAUAUGACAGCCACUUCGAUGAACUCUACGAUGGAGCGUCCGCAGUAUCCGAGGACCCAGUACAACCACCAGAACCGCUCGCACAUGACCAUGGAGACGGGCCUCUCGCAGCAGAGUCUCUCGCAGCCGAAUCAGAAUGGCUCGCUGGCCCAGACGCCCGAGCACCCCUAUGGGGGCUACGAUGCCAACUUCUGCAAUGCCGGCAAUGGAGCUGCUGGCAAUGGCUGUGUGUCCACCAUCGAGAGUGCCAAACGCGGGCAUCCGCUCAAGAGUUUCAGUGUGCCAGGGCCACCGCCCACCGGGGUAGCCACGCCGAUUAAUAAGCACACUCCUGCCGUAACAAUUCGUCCACAGAAUCAGUCACCCUACAAGAAGCCAUCGUUCUCGGCCGCCACGCCCAAUCGCUUGCAGGGCGGUGGAUCGGUGGCACACUCAACCGAUGAAAUCCAGAGACUGGCACCGAGCACAUCCACCGAGGAGCUCAACCAGGAGAUGGCCAAUCUGGAGGGUCUCAUGAAGGAUCUGAGCGCCAUCACGGCCAACGAAUUUGAGUGUUAACAGAGAAGCUACUAAUGCAAUUCCCGCCCCACCCCGCCCACUGAACAAGUAUUAGUCGACAAAACAGUUUAAGUUACUUGUUUUUUAGUUUCUGUUUUAUUAUCGAUUAACAAACAACCUCAAACCACACAUCCGCUGGCAGCAAUCGAGCUGGUUUAAGCAUUGGCCAGGUCUGCAUUUAGUUUUAGUUACAAACCAUGUGCGAUACAACCUAAUGAAAUUAUCGAAUGAUGAAAACUGUAAAUACGAACGACGCCGCCAUAUAUACGUUUAAGUCUAGAUACACACAUUCAUAACUAUAAAUAGCAUUCUAGCAUAGUUAAUUAGCCAUUAAGCAACAACAGCAACUGUGUAAAAAGCAAAAGGAAAAGCCAGAACAGAAGUGCGUUUAUUGUGUGACAGGAUUGACUGACACUGACCCUAUAGCCCACUUAUCAUAUGACAUAACAUAUUUAUCACACUGCAGCAUCUUCAUUUCAUACGCAUGCAGAUUCGGUUUAAUCCUUAAGUCUACAUAUACAUACAUACGUAUAGUACAUAUGCUACAUAUUCUAUAUACAUAUGCAUCUGCAUCUAUAUACAUACAUACAUACGUCUAAGCUAAUUUUCAUACUACUAAUGCGUACCCUAAGAACGUAACUUUUAUGCUAAUAUUCGUACAUAUGUAUUACACUCACAAAAACAAUCAAAACAUUCGAAAUCAAUUUGUAUCUUAAAGUGUCUUCUGUAUUUUAUCCUCUUUGCUUCAACUUUUGCAUAAAGUUGGAAACGUGCCAUUAAUUGAUUUGUCGCCUCUGCCUACACAAAACUACUUAAGCUAUAAAGUUAAGAUCUACAUACAUAGAUUUUAAACUGUAAGCCAGUAAAGCAUUUACGAUUUCAACUGUACUAUUAAUAGUAAUAAUAUAUGUACAACACACUGUCUUUUAGGAGAUUUUGAUAUGUUCAAAAUGCGUAUUUCCUAAAGAGUUAUGUGCGUGUUUUAUUUAUUGUUCACUAAAUUGUAUUCAACAUUUCAAUUCAAACUAUAAUCUCAUUGGAAAUUUAACGGCACAAUUGACAAAAGGAAAGAAAAUAUAUGCAACAAAACCAAAACUACGAAACAAAAAAUGUAAAAUGCACAAGGAAAACAUUUUAAAAUUGUGAAAUUUGUCAUGUAUUGAACGUAAAUCUUUGUAAUCAAAAGUGAAAUUGAUAAAUAUAUGACCAAAUUGUGGAAAAUAA
This is a messenger RNA of Drosophila guanche, 6621 nucleotides long. It is a transcript of the gene fra, whose product is annotated as neogenin. Gene Ontology annotation, molecular function: protein binding. The record is from RefSeq and is a predicted model, not a curated record. Lineage: Eukaryota; Metazoa; Arthropoda; Insecta; Diptera; Drosophilidae. Gene Ontology annotation, cellular component: membrane. Gene Ontology annotation, biological process: cell-cell adhesion. The transcript is spliced from 10 exons. The coding region runs from base 706 to 5397 and encodes 1563 amino acids.